Molecule: messenger RNA, 774 nt
Organism: Oikopleura dioica
Lineage: Eukaryota; Metazoa; Chordata; Appendicularia; Copelata; Oikopleuridae
Source: the annotation of a GenBank genome assembly
AUGUUUAGAUGCCCCUUCUACAAAUAUUCUUUCUGCUCACUCUCGAAUAUUCUCUCCUCUUGGUUCCAGUACGAAGCGUUGAAAUUUGUUUCCUUCCCGACACAAGUGCUCGCCAAGGCCUGUAAAGUCAUCCCAGUAAUGUUGAUGGGCAAAGUCGUGUCUGGAAACAAGUAUCCACUUUUCGACUGGGCUACUGCUGCUCAACUGGGUGUUGGCACAUCCAUCUUCCUCCUCUCAAAUCACGAUGAUUCUGGUGACGGAAGCACAACUACUUUUUCCGGCCUCUUGUGCUUGAUGGGUUACAUGGUUUUCGAUUCCUUCACUUCUAACUGGCAAUCCGAAGUUUUCAAGUACAAAAUGAGCUCCAUGGAAAUGAUGUUCGGCGUCAACGUCUUUUCAUGUCUCUUCACCUCCUGGUCGCUUAUUUCUCAAGGAUCCUUUGCUGAAUCACUUGGCUUCAUGCUCCGACAUCCAGACUUUACUUUCCACGCCGUUGUCUUGUCCGCUUGCUCAGCUCUCGGCCAGUUAUUUAUUUAUUACACCAUUUCUGAGUUUGGUGCCGUUGUUUUCACCAUCAUCAUGACCACCCGAAGUGCUCUUGCGAUUAUUUUGUCGUGCAUCAUCUACGGUCACCCAGUCAAUGGCCAGGGCGCUUUCGGUCUCCUCGUUGCCUUCUCCUCUCUUGGUCUUCGAAUUUGGUACAAAAUGCAGCAGAAAAAGAAGGCCCAGCAACAAAAAGAAGACAAAGUCCCCCUCCUUGCCGAGAACAAAUAA